Messenger RNA from Aspergillus ibericus CBS 121593, 833 nucleotides. RefSeq names its product mediator of RNA polymerase II transcription subunit 31. Gene Ontology annotation, biological process: regulation of transcription by RNA polymerase II. Gene Ontology annotation, molecular function: transcription coregulator activity. The record is from RefSeq and is a predicted model, not a curated record. Gene Ontology annotation, cellular component: core mediator complex; mediator complex. The coding region runs from base 221 to 685 and encodes 154 amino acids. The transcript has a single exon. NCBI's taxonomy places the organism in Eukaryota, Fungi, Ascomycota, Eurotiomycetes, Eurotiales, Aspergillaceae.
GGAGACACUAGUGGGUAUAGAAGUCAUGAUAAUAAUGGAGUUACCGACUAGGCGGGAGGUGCAUCGUGAGCUGGUCUUGGCAACCUCUGGUAGGUCGCGCCGCCUGUCUUGAUUUCUCCGACUCACGGCAACAUAAACCUCUCCAACUAUCCGUUGCUUCUACUGCUCCGUCACCCCUCUCGGGCAAGCCCCGUUCUUCCAAUAGUCUCUUCUUCACGUCAUGGAACCGCAGCCCCCCUCCGAUCAACCACAGCAGCCCCCGCCUCCGACUCUAACGAACCCGCGCUUUACCCUCGAGCUAGAGUUCGUCUCCUCGCUCGCCAAUCCCUACUACCUGUCCCACCUCGCCGUGACAUACCCGAAUCUCUUGGGGAUAAACAAAUCCGGCGAUGACAGCGACAUAAACAACGAGUCCCCGGACCCUGACGCCCAGACAUUUGCAGCAUAUCUUGCCUACCUCUACUCGUAUUGGAAGACGCCCGAAUAUGCUCAGUUCUUGACUCAUCCCGGUGCUACCUUGCGUGCGCUACGACUGCUCCAGGAGGAGACCUUCCGUCGCGACAUCAUUCGCCCAGAUGUCAUUGAGAUGUUAGCGGGAACUGGCAUCGCCGGCGAUCAAGGCGAUCAAGGCGAAACAUCUGCGGAGACCGGAGAACAGGAGGGAGAACAAGCCAAGACAAGCUAGGGAGAUCUCAGUGAUAUUGGAAAUAGCAGUAGGAGGCAUGCUGCGCGUUGACUGGUCGAGGAAUAUCCAAUGCCGGGGCAUCCUGUUGGAGCCUCUGCCGCCCACGCACUGGCAGCGGGGAAACAAUGGAGAUAUAAAAGCAACAGAC